CACCCCCGCUGCAGCCGGGGGGGCCCUCCUCCCCGCGAACCCGAUUAAGAAUGACUGUCAAAGCUAUAAAAAUGUUGUGCGCCACUCCUAAUGUUUAUACGAAAGUGCCUGACGGAGGAUGGGGGUGGACUGUUGCUUUUGCUUUCUUUGUCGUGGAAGCACUUACCUACGGUAUUAUAAAAUCAUUUGGAGUCUUCUUUAAUGAUUUGAUGGAAAGCUUCGAUGAAACCAACAGCAGGAUAUCCUGGAUAAUUUCAAUAUGUGUUUUUGUACUAACUUUUACAGCUCCAUUGUCUACAGUCCUAAGUAAUCGUUUUGGUCAUCGUCUCGUGGUGAUGGUUGGAGGUAUAUUGAUCAGUAUUGGAAUGGUCACAGCCUCCUUUGCACGCACAGUUGUUGAGAUGUAUAUCACAAUUGGCCUAAUUUCUGGCCUGGGAUACUGUCUGUCUUUCCUCCCGACGGUCACCAUUUUGUCGCAAUAUUUUGACAAAAGACGUUCUCUGGUCACGGCAGUGGCAUCUACAGGAGAAUGCUUUGCUGUCUUCUCUUUUGCGCCAGCUAUCACCUCUUUGAAGGAACAGAUUGGUUGGAGAUACAGUCUCAUGAUAGUGGGCAUGCUACAGUUAGGCAUUGUCAUCUGUGGAUCGCUGCUGCGACCGAUCAUUAUUAAAGCACAGGAAAUAGUGAAAGUAUUGCCAACAGAAGAGCAUACAGAGACUAAGUACAUGCUUGAAAAUGAGCAAACACGCACCUCACUAGAUUCAAUUGACUCAGGAGUAGAAGUAUCUACCUCACCCAGCAGUGUGCCUGGAAACACCAAAGCAGACCUGAAAAGUGAAGAACCAAAGGAAACUGUACAGAUGCUUGUUGAAGCUAGCAGCUCCCCUAAAGAACCAAAAAUCCAACUACUGGACUUCUCUGUGAUGAAAGACCACAGCUUUAUUUGUUACGCACUUUUUGGUCUAUUUGCUACUCUAGGAUUCUUUGCUCCAUCACUGUACAUCAUUCCGCUCAGCAUCAGUCUUGGUAUCAAUAAGGAUCAUUCUGCAUACAUAUUGUCUGCCAUGGCAAUUGCUGAAGUCUUUGGAAGAAUUAGUGCUGGUUGGGUCCUCAACAAGGAGCCUAUCCGCAAGAUUUACAUUGAACUCAUAUGUGUCAUUCUGCUCUCCCUCGCUCUGUUUGCCUUCCCUUUUGCUUAUGAAUUUUGGGGGUUGAUGAUAUGUAGCAUAUUUUUUGGAUUCAUGCUUGGAACUGUAGCAGGCACACACAUUCCCAUGUUAGCUGAAGAUGAUGUGGCUGGUAUCGACAGGAUGUCUUCUGCAGCUGGAGUAUAUGUGUUCAUUCAGAGUUUAUCUGGACUGGCUGGACCACCCCUUGCAGGUGUGCUAGUGGACAUGACACAGAACUACAGAUCAGCUUUCUACUCCUGUGCUGCUGGCAUGGUACUGGGCGCUGUGUUUCUGUCCUUAGUAAGACCAUGCAAGACGGUAUUGUGUCAAGGUCAAAAGCAGAGCUUGGAAGGAAAUGUGUCAGAAGCGUUACAAGAAAUCCCAGAUGACUUUAUUGAAAUGGAUCUCGGAAAAAUAGAUGAUUCAGGAAGAAGCUGUGACAGCAAGGCAUAAAAAAGCCGGUCCUCAUAAAUCCAAUACACUCUGUGUUAAAGCUGGGGAAAAAAACAAGUCAGCUCUGCUCCAUGUUGUAAAGCUAUAUUUGAAAGGGAAUGCAAAAUCUUAAUGUGAACAAGUUGCCAUCAAUGACUAUUCUUUUGGAAAGAUUUUUUUUUUUAAAGUCCGCAAUGGUAGGAUCCAUAUGAAAUAGGGCCAUGCACUGCUCGCUACAUAAAAAUAUACCUGACCCACAUGAAGACAUAUGGUUCACAUUCCUACACUCUGAAUACAUAACAUGCAUAUCUCAAAGUUCUACUGAUCUUAAAUAGAAAACAUAAGGUUGUAUGCAUGAAAAUCAGAAGUGAUGCAUGCAACUAAAUCCAUUAGGUCACAGUCUUUGUCAUCGCUUGGCGAGCUUCUCAAACUGUAGAUCUUCUUCAACCAACAGAAUAAAUAAUACAGAAGAAAUGAUUUAAUAACUAAGUACCGGUAAUCUGAACUCUUGAAUUUUCUAUCAGAAGAACAUGGACUUUUGUUUCAGAUCUUUGUAAGAAGACUUGGGGACAGUAGGGUAGGCUAACUGGUUAAAAUAGAAUUAUUGAUAAACUGAAUUUGUAGUUAACUUGAAUUUUGUAAACGCUGGGAAGUUGGAGGUUACCACUUAUUUUUAUGGCCAGUUAUUACUACAGAUAUUUCACUAUAAAAAGUUAUUUCUCUACAAACUAGCAUCCUGAUAACAAUUUCUUGAUAAGAUGUAUUGUCUUUAAUUUAAACCAGUAUUUAUUAUUUAAGUUAUUCUAGGUUUGUUAAAAGCGAUCAGAUAAAUAAUUUGAAUUGGAGAGAAAAAUCUGAUUUAGAAGAUAUUUUUACCUCUUCAUCAAUCCUUUCAACACCUAUCUUGUAAACUCAGUGUUUUGUUUGUUUUUAAAUCACAGGGUUGUUGUGAAUGCUGCCUGAUUUUACUAUGGAGGUCUUAGACAACUAUGCUCUUAAAAUAAUUCUGUGGUGGAUAUUCACUGAAUAUGAGCGACUCUUAAUAGAUUGUAGGUCAUAUCCUCAGCUGGUGUAAACUGAUACAGCUCCACUGAAUAGCACUAGCUGAGAAUCUGGACCUGUAUGAUAUGGACCUAAACACACCUACAACUUUCACUUACCACAGCUGCACAAAGGAAUCUUUGCAGCACUACUGAAUUAGCAUGAAUAAAAUCACUGUGGCUAAUACAAAAUAGUAAAGGCACUUGACCAUUACCAGUAACAGUUUACAUUAGAAUACAGUCUGUGUUCUUAAGCUUCUGUAGGCGUCACAUAAUUGGUCUACAAUGAAAAGAAAAUAAUCACUGUGGACGCUACCUUGUUUCCAUUGAAGUCAGUGAGGUUUUUUUGCCACUAACUUCAGUGAUGGCAGGAUUAGGUCCUUAUUGUGUUUCCCAUUUUAUUACUGGUAAAGAAGGGAAUUCUGAAGGACAACGAACUGGCCGUUCACUCACUCUUAUUUUGGUAAGAUUCCCUUAUGCAUUUUUAUACCACUCGGCAACUCAGGGGGACAAGUACAAAGUUUGUUUGGUUCUAAGUACGCAUACAGCUUGACAUGUUUCUCUGCAUUUAAGUGGAAGUGGCACUGUAUAUUAACUGCUAUGCUAACAUGUUUAUGUAUUUUAUCAGCCAUAGAAAUCUGGGACAAUCUGUAGAAGACUUCUCUCUUUAGGAAGGUGGUUUUGUUUAAACUGUCUUAGAUGUCCAAAAAGAAACACAUUCCUGCAACAAAGUGUCCAUAGCAAUCCAUUGUUACUGCCUGAAUCAGUGUGACUAUGCUGCAGUUCUGUGUCUUUUUAUAUGCCUUCAGCACUUUAUCAUGAACAGCAGAACCUCGAUGAGUUGCAUGAAUGACUGGAAGAUCCACUGUAGGCAACUAGAUUUUGUGAAUUAGCGAGUAAGCGAACAAACACGAUACUGCAUUACAAAACUAUUUAUUUUUGUAAAGUGUUUAUUUUUAAUUUAUGCUAAUACUUCUGGCAUGCUGGUAAAUGUACUGUAGAAUAUAACUGUAAAAUUAAUGAAGUCUUAGUAAUACGAGACCUCACUACAGCACUUUGCUAUUAUAAACUUAUUUAGAAGUGGGAAAAGCCUCCAGGUUAUGUAUGAGGAUUACCUGUUCUGCAGAUUAACGAGGUUCUACUGUAACUUUUUUACAAGGAUUUCCAAUACAGAUUCAGUAAUAAUGUAAACAAAUGGCUGCAUAAUAAGUUUCUGUACAUAGCAUGAGCAGGCAAGUGCAUGUGUAUUCGUGCAUGCAUGUGUGUGCACAAAAGACCUAGAAAAUGCAGGCUUUAAUGCAUUCAAAACAGGAUUUGCUGGUUUGUUCUGUAAUGUAUUUAGUGAAGUUUGGAAGUGAUAUGAAAUAUUGAGUUUUGCAAUAAAUUUUUUUUAAAAACAAAAUUUUUACCCCUUUUAUUUCCAGAUCUCUUCUGCAUUCCUUACUCAAACAGUGCUGUGCUUCGAGUUGUCCUAUAAUAACCUUACAAAGUAAGACACAGCCUUGUGACUAAAAGGCUUGAUUAUUACGAUUCCCUCUUUAAAAGGGCUUUCAGGAGUGCAUUGCUAUCACAUGCAACUUGCUCAGAUUGAAGGACCAUGUUUACCCAGUGGAUGGAGCAACCAUGCAUUCUUUAACAUUGACUGCCUAUGAAGGGGUCGAUUAACACAGACCUUGACAUGACAUUGGGUGUUCUUGUAAAAUUUGUACCACUAUACUCUGAGCUAUAAUCAGUGCAUCAUUCUGACUUCUAACUAUGCUUUGAUAACAAACACCCAUUUUAGGAACAUCUUGUCUUAGUGAAUUAGACAAGAAUGUGUGUUAUACAGUAAAAGCUCUGUUAUCUAGCACAUCAGGGAUUCCGGUUAAUCAAAUGUUCUGGUUAACUGAAAGUUCUACUUUUACCCAUGGAAUACCAAUGUACAA
Molecule: messenger RNA, 4566 nt
Organism: Pelodiscus sinensis (Chinese soft-shelled turtle)
Lineage: Eukaryota; Metazoa; Chordata; Testudines; Trionychidae
Gene: SLC16A6
Product: solute carrier family 16 member 6
Biological process (GO): transmembrane transport; monocarboxylic acid transport
Molecular function (GO): monocarboxylic acid transmembrane transporter activity
Source: RefSeq, a predicted model, not a curated record